AUGCUAGGAGAUCGAAAAACUGUUGUUCUACGAGGUGGUGCUCCCUGGGGUUUUCGACUUUCCGGCGGUGGUCAAACACCUGUUUAUAUUGCCAAGGUUCGUAGCCGAAGCAAAGCGGCAUAUGGUGGACUUGCAGCAGGUGAUACAAUUGUCUCAGUUAAUGGUAUUCCUUCAGGACAACAAUCAUUACGUGAAAUUAAUGAUAUAAUUGAUACCGUUCGUGAUCAACUUGUUAUUGAAGUACAAAGUACAAUCGGUUCUCGUGGCUUCCGACUCGAUUCUGGUUCGAGUAUUGAUACAAGGGAAAAUAGUCCUGUUAGACCACUAAGUCGCCUAACACCGCAACCAAAACAAAUGGAUUAUUAUCAGUAUACGUCAGCACGUACUACGCCAACCUAUCCGAUGUAUUCAUCGACUCCGAGCACCAAUUAUUUUGAUAGCACUAAUUCAGCAAGCCGAGAUCAACGUUAUACGGAUUCAUAUGGACGUUCAAUCACAAAUCCAUUGCCAGCUAUGUUCCGUACGGCAACAAUUACAACCAAUUCACCACAAACACCAAAAGCAACUGCUCGAGUGCAACACUUUAAUUAUCGCCCAUCAACAUCAAAUAGUACGUAUGAUACACCACGAACGACAGCAACAAGUGGUUAUACAUCUGAUACCAACGACUUUUGUCGCUCAUCAAUAUCUGUUCGUCCAUUGAAUCAUAAUGGAUCAACGAUCAGUACAAAUGUUCGACAUGUGGUCAAUCAACAGCCAUCUAUAAUACCUUCGACGACAGUAUAUACUAAUAAGAGCACAGCAAGUAGUGAACAAAACUAUUUCAGCGAUUCAGAAUACAUGACAUCUGGCCCGCGUUAUUAUAAAAUUACUCGAUUAGUCAAUACGAAUCGACGACCAAGUAAUGUUGCUCUACCCAUUCGUUCAAUCACAAGUAAAGCAUAUGAUCAAUAUGUACCACCAGAACCGCCGAAGCCGCAGCCACCAGCAUUUGACGUAUAUCGCUAUCAACAAGAACAGCAACGUCUCGAACGCGAACGCGAACGCGAACGCGAACGCGAGCGUGAACGUGAAAGACAGGAACAGUUGCAACGGCAAUUAUAUCUACAGCAACAGCAACAAGCGAAUAUUCCUCGAUUUAAUCCACCUCCAAAACUUACCUUACCUGCUGAGCCUACCAUUGAUCGUGAACUUGGUGCUGAGUUACUUGUUUCACCUACAUCCAACAAAAAACGAUAUGCUGAUUCAAGUUUCUUCCAAACCGCCUAUAACACGUAUCCAACUAUUGAAGAACAGAAGAAAAUGGCGCGUAAAAUCGCCGAAAUUCUGGAAAGUGGUGAUCCAACUCAAAAAGGUUCAUCGAAAUUCGAGAAACAACGCGAACGAGCUGACAAAUACACCAUCGAAUCGGAUUCUACAAGUUACCGACCUUUACGUCCUUUACAAACCGAAACGUCCUCCUAUUCAACUAAUUUUUCCCAACAAACUUACUACAAUUCAUCGAAUGUGCCUGAAUGUAUUAAGCAUAGCUUAGACGAAGCUCAAUACAUCAAUCCAUUACGGUAUGUUGGCGCACCGGAAGAAUUCAAACAGAUUCACAUGCAGGAACAUGUGACACAUACGAAUGUUCCACCACAGGCAGCGAUGAGUCUUGUGGAUGAUUUGAAUCAAAGUCGUGGAAAAGGUGCAGCAUUAUUUCAGAAACGAAAAGCACGAUCAGAAAAAUGGGUUAUUGAUGAGAAUAACGUAAAGAAGCAAGGCUAUCGACCACCGCCAACGACAUCUUACAUGGGGACUGCAGCUAAACCAUGGGGACAACGUGCUCCUUCAUGGUCCGAUAGCGAAGGACCAGUAUUUUCGCCUAUCCGAACACCAUUCAAUCCUCCUCCGCCGCCGCCUGCUCCUGUCUCUAUUCUUCCUGAACCAAUUUUGUCUCCAACGCCACCACCACAACAGACUGGACCCCGAUUUGGAGAUUUCAAUGCCAAACCGAAAGGAUUCGGCAGUUGGAACGCUGAAAACUCAUCUUCACGUAGCGGUAAUGAUACUAGAAAACCGCUCAAUCUUAAUAUUGAACCAAGUAUACGUGAAGGUAUUGCUGAAUCUCAUACUCGAAAUGCUUCUCAACCAUGGUCACCACCUUACAACCCUUCAUCAAUCUAUUCUCCAAAUCAACAAGUCACUAGUCCGAAUUAUUUUAACUAUCCAUCAUCACAAUACAAUGGCUAUACUCAACGCAAUACGAAUAACAUGAGUCCGAAUCCAUAUGUUUCAAAUCAACGAUCACAACAGCAAAAUUUUACCGAUCUGUAG
Adineta ricciae is the source of this 2313-nucleotide messenger RNA. NCBI's taxonomy places the organism in Eukaryota, Metazoa, Rotifera, Eurotatoria, Adinetida, Adinetidae. The record is from the annotation of a GenBank genome assembly.